AUGUCUGAAGAGUCAAUAUCCAUUGAAGAAACGAAUAAGAUUCGUAUUUCAUUAGGAUUAAAACCAAUUCCUGUGCCAAAUGCUUCCAAACAGGAGGAAAAACCAACGAAAAAUGAUGAUUUAUCAUUAGAUGAUACCAAUAAGCUUAGAAUAUCAUUAGGUUUAAAACCAAUACCCAAAGAAUCACAACCAGUUGUUCAAAGUCAAGAACGUAGCGCUGAAGAAUAUCAAGAUGAAAUAAGGAAAAAAGAAAGAGAUGAGAAAGUUAAACAGAAAUUGGAACUUGCUAAAUCAAAAUCUGCUAAAAGAAAGAAAGUUAGUGUUGCAAGAGGUUUACUUGAUGAUGAAGAAGAACAGGAACAAGAUACUGAUGAUUGGUUAAAUAAUAUUAAAAAACCAUCCAACGUUAAGAAACCAAUAAAGAAGAAUAAACUUGUUAAAAAAUCUUCUGUUAAUGAUGAUGAUGUUGGUAUUUCAGGUGUUAAAGUUGGUCAUAGCAUCAAAGAUAUAAAUAAUUUACAACAAGAAGAUGUUAUCUUAACAUUAAAAGAUAGAUCAUUUCAUGAUGAAGAAGAUGAAUUAGAAAAUGAAUCACUUGUAAAGAAACAAAAAUUAGAUAAAGAAAUGAGUGAAAAACUACGAACUAAUAAAUAUAAACAAUAUGAUGGAUUAGAAGGUGAAGAGAAAACUCUAUUGGAACGUUAUGAUGAAGAGUUGAAAGGUGACCAUGGUGAAUCUUUCAUACUCAAUGGUGAUACUAUUAAAGUGGAUCAACCAACAAAAACCCCCGAAGAAGAGACUGAUUCUAUAAGGAAGAAUAAAAGAAGAAUGGAAUUCAGAUUAGAUGAUGAUGAAGAAGAAGAUCAAGAUGAAAUGGAAAAUAAUGAUUAUUCAAAAGCUAAACCAAUAAAGAUGAAAAAAAUUAAAAAGAAAAGUGGGAAUAGUAGAAAGAAACAAGAUCACAAGAUUGAUGAAGAUGGUGAUUUUGAUAUUGAUCAAGCACCUAAAACUGUAAUGUUAAAAGAUGAAGAUAAUUUAGUUUCAGAUGAUUUUGAAUUACAAAAUGUAUUAGCAUUGAAAAGAUUGAAAAAUCAGAAAAAAAGAAAACAUCUUAAACCAGAAGAUAUUGCUAAAGAAAUUCAAGAAAAUAAAGAAAAUGAAAUGCAAGUUGAUAAACAAGCUCAACAGAGCAUUGUUAUUGAUGAAACCACUGAAUUUUUGGGGUCAAUUAAAGCCAAGAGUGAAGAAGCUGAGGAACCACGUGAACCAUUUGAGCCAAAAGUACUUGAAAAUGAACAGAGUUUGGAUAAACUAGAACCAAACUCUGAAAAUCAUGUUGAAGAACCAAAAGAUGAAGUAAUGGAAGAAGCCGAAACAGUUGAAGCACCAUUAGAAGAUGUUAGAGAAGAAGAAAAUAUAAAUUUCAAUGGAGGUUUAGGUUCAUUAUUAGGAUUAUUAAAAUCCAAGAAUAUUAUUCAAGAGAAAACUUCAGAACAAUUAGAAAAUGAACGUAAAUCAAUGGAAUUAAAGAAACAAUUAGAUUUUGAGAAAUUAAAAUUAGAAAUUGAAAAAAGAAUUUAUGAAGAAAAUUUACGUCAAGAUUCAUCUUUCCAAAAAUUAUCUAAAAAAGAAAGACAAGAAUUAUUAGAAUCAGAAUUAGAACAAUUUAAAACAAUUCAAAAUCCUGAAGAAAUUAAUUCAAAAUUAAAAGAUUAUAAACCAGAUGUUAAAUUAAAAUAUAUUGAUGAAUAUGGACGUGAAAUGAAUACCAAGGAAGCUUAUAAACAAUUAUCACAUCAAUUUCAUGGUAAAGCACCAAAUAAAAGUAAAAUUGCUAAGAAAUUGAAAAAAAUUGAAGAUGAACAAAAACAACAAUAUAAAGGAAAUUCUAUACUUGGUUCAAAUGAUCAAGAUGAAUAUGGAUCUUCAGAUAAAGUUGGUGUUAGAUUGCAAUGA
Messenger RNA from Hansenula ciferrii, 1956 nucleotides. RefSeq names its product U4/U6-U5 snRNP complex subunit SNU66 (gene SNU66). Gene Ontology annotation, biological process: mRNA cis splicing, via spliceosome; maturation of 5S rRNA. The transcript has a single exon. The coding region runs from base 1 to 1956 and encodes 651 amino acids. Gene Ontology annotation, cellular component: U4/U6 x U5 tri-snRNP complex. The record is from RefSeq and is a predicted model, not a curated record. Lineage: Eukaryota; Fungi; Ascomycota; Saccharomycetes; Phaffomycetales; Wickerhamomycetaceae.